This is a messenger RNA of Beauveria bassiana ARSEF 2860, 1044 nucleotides long. RefSeq lists its product as uncharacterized. The transcript is spliced from 3 exons. Bases 1 to 1044 code for a protein of 347 amino acids. Lineage: Eukaryota; Fungi; Ascomycota; Sordariomycetes; Hypocreales; Cordycipitaceae. The record is from RefSeq and is a predicted model, not a curated record.
AUGUCUACAAUCACACCCGCCGCCAAGUUGCUCCAUCAUGAUUGCACGGUCUGGCGCGCGAGCAGCCAAACCGCGUCUACUCUUUACGAAAAGGGGACAAAGCUCUGGACAAGGCAGGAUCUAACUGACAUUGAGGAGCAACUCGCGGAUUGCAAAAACCGCAGGGUCUUUACCGUCCGCGCAAUCGAUGGCACGACCCUGGAAAUGGCAAAUCCCAUGUUUGGCAUAGACUCACCCAUUUGGAAGCCCUACGUUCGGUUCCAGGAAUACUGGUCGCUGGUCAAGGAAAAGCCCGAGGGCCCGGAGCAGACCUAUCUCUGCUCAUACCUGCCGAGCUGGAGCAACACCACGGCCCGAAGCUUUCGUGGUGUCAUUACGGACCCCGACGCGCUCUUUGAGAAGAAGAGGCUUGCCUGGAACGCAAGCCGUAGCUGUGCGCUGCUGCGAAUGCAGCUGGAGCAGAUACCUGCGAUGAAGAGGGUCGAGAAGAUUAUUUGCUUUGGGUUGGGCGACAUUUGCCGCCGGCCCGCAGAAUGGGUGAGAAAACACUUGGCCAAGCUCGACGAUGCGGAAGCUCGGUUUGUUCGCAACGCCAUGAUCCAGCACGCCAUUGCCCUCACGCUGGCCCAGAUAUGCAGCAGCAGCAGCAGCGCGAGAGGCCGCAAGGUCAAGCUGCUCGCCCAGGACCCAGACUACACGGACGAGGCCAAGGAAAUGCUGACCAAACGUGGCUUCACCAUUGUUGGAGACUAUGGCGCUGGCGGAUUCGCAGAGGUGGACAAUGACAGCGUGGUCGUGUCCCUUUUUGUCGAGGCGCCGCUGAAGCAAAUCGUCGCCGACAUUGCACGGCCUUUGAUGAUGAUUAGCACUGGCUUUGGGGUCUUUAACGAUUCAGAAAAACCUUUUGCGGAUGCAGACUCGCCUCGGACGGUAGCCAUGUGGAAAGAAUACGAGGACAAGAUUGAAUUUUCCGUCUCUGAUGAAGACGACGAGAUCAAGACGAUGCUGCAGGAUGUGCAUCUCUACGUGAGAAGAGAUAUAUAG